AUGUCGAGCGACCAGAUCUUUGAGUACAUUACCGACAUCGACGCCCUCUCCAAAAAGCUCGUUGGUGUAUUCAACUCCAUCAAAGAUCUUGGUGGUCUGCCGGAAGUGUUCCAGGAAGUAGGAAACUGCCUUCUAAUCGUCCGGAACGCGCUACAAGCCGCCGAAACCCAGGCGCAUAAUGUAGAGGCUGACAAAGAAGCCGAAGCUUUGGAGGAUUCGUUGAGGAGCUGCAAGGAGAAAGCCGAGCAACUGCUGGAAAUCGUUAAAUGUAUUAAGGAGAAUAAGGCUAAGUCGCCCAAGGCUGCUUACCAAGAGCGGGUGGUUCAGCUGGGCAAGGCAAGCCGGGUCGAGACCUUGCUGGACAAUAUCCUAAAGGACCUGCAGGUCUUAGCAGCACACAGGGCGUUUAAGGCAGCACUUGAGACACAAGCUGAAGCCUUGGAUGAAGGCCGAAAGAAGCUGGAGCAAGUGGCCCGAGAGAAACCAUCGGUUCCUGACUCUAUGUUCGAGGAGCCAUCCGGCACUACCAACAUCAACUACGGCAGAGAUCAGAUUACCAAUACGGUGAGAGGCACGCAGAACAAUGUCAAGGGCCAUCAAUUUAAUGCCAAUGGUAAUCAGAGCUUUGGUAGGAUCCCCGAGGCUCCAACCCAGGAGCCUUCCGAGUCUGCCAAGUCUUCCGAGGGCUUCCCCAUCGACGAAAGUCGGACGAACUUCGACACAUUCAUGAACAUCUUGCCCUUAACCGAUCCUCAAGAAGACAUCGUCAAGAUCGGGGACCGUAGAGCGCCUGACACCUGUGAAUGGCUCACGAGUCUGAAGAUAUAUGAGGAGUGGGCUGGACUGAAUGAUCGUCAUCCUCUCUGGCUUGUCGGUCCCCCUGGCGUCGGGAAGACUAUGCUCUCUUGUUUCCUGCUGGAAAAGCUGAUGGCGAACCCAAAGUGCAACAUCCUGGCGUUUUACUUCUGUGACAACAACGAUUCAAGACGAAAUACUGCUACAGCCAUCCUGCGAGGACUCCUCUUCCAGCUGAUAAAAGCCGAGCCGUCCUUCUUCUUCGAAAAGGUUAAAUUUCAAUACGGACGGCAUGGCCAGAAAUUCUUUGACGACACCGAUGCACUAUGGUCGGCUUUAUUGUUCAUUCUGAAGCGGCGCGACACCGGCCAGAUCUAUCUUCUUUUAGAUGCUCUUGAUGAGUGCGAGGAGCCUUCGCUGUCGACGUUUCUUGCACACCUUGCAAGGACAUUUGGAGAUAAGACGGCGACUGAGCAUUUGAAUGCACAGCUUCUCAUAACCAGCCGGCCGGAGGAUACCAUCAACAGACGUCUACGUACGAUCACCAGAUACGUGUAUAUUGGCUCUGAUCAAGUGAAGCCUGAUCUUGACAGAUACAUCGACUGGAAAGUAGAGGGCAUUAAAGGUUCCCAGAACGUACAGGAUCUAGUCCGCGACAAUCUGAAGAAGAAGGCUGAUGGCACAUUUCUUUGGGUUCACUUGAUUAUGCACGAUCUCGAAGGAGAGGACUUCGGUGCUGAUGAAGAGCGCGCCACCACAGCGCUGAAGUUAUUGCCCCAAGGCUUACCCGAAGUGUACGACCAGAUUCUCCGCAAAGUUAAGCAGCGCGACCAAGGACGAGCUAAAUUCGUCCUUCAGUUUAUCGUUGCGGCACGACGACAUCUCACAGUCGAUGAACUUGAUAUGGCAUAUGCCAUACACACUAUGGCACGCGAUAGCGACCAUGUGCCGGUCCGCCAAGACAUACGACCGAACAUCUACGAUUGCUGCGAGCCCAUUAUUACCUUCAACGUGAAAACAAACACCGUCAGUCUCGUGCAUCAAUCUGCGAAGGAAUUUCUUUUGAAACUCGACCACGUCUACAGAUUUGUACCUGCUCCCUUGCCUACCCAAUAUUUCUUAAGUGUCUUGCCCAUUCCCUUCAUUGUUUGGGCUGGCCGGCACAUCACGUUUGUGACUUUGUCCAUUUCCACAAUCCUCUUAUUUUGGGCUUGGCCGUCCAGAGCCUCCAUACGGCCAUCUCACGGCAUCCUCAGUCAUGUGAACACCGGCGAGCCUUGGUACCGGGUUAAACUAGACGAAGCUAAUGUUCUUAUUUUCAAAAUUUGCUGGAGAUACCUCGGGGUGCGGGAGUUUGAAGGGGGGGCCAAGAUAAUACAAUGCAAUCCAGAGCGUGUAUUGAAUCCAGUGACUCAGCCUGAUGAGCUUUUGGAAAAGUACUGCUUCCUCGGAUACGGGACUAACGAAUGGCUGGAGCACGCCGAUGCAGCCCGUCGGGCCCUGAUUGUAAAUCCCACGUGGGUUAGGGAUAAUGUUGACCAGAUGCCAACAAUGAGGGAUUAUUGGCUUCUCAUGGCAGCCCAGAGGGGGGACCGGUCGGUGAUGCUGAUGCUGGUGGAAAAUGGAGCUUACAUUGGCGCGAAAGACUGUAACGAACGCACGGCGCUGCACUUGGCGGCCAUGUCUGGAUACCAGGCCGUGGUGCGAGAGCUCCUGGAGAAAGGAGCCGAUGUCGCCGCGAAGAGCAGCAAAGGAUGGACUGCGCUGCACCUGGCGGCCAUCAAUGGACAUGAGGCGGUGGUGCGAGUGCUACUAGAUAAUGGAGCCGACACUACCGUAGAAGAUAAUAGCAGACGAACGGCACUGGACUGGGCGAUCCGUGGGGAUCAUGAGGCAGUGGCACAAGCGCUCUUGGAAAGGGAUGGCGGCGUGACCAUAAAGGGUGGCGACGCAAAGAUGGUGCGGUUGCUGUUCGAUGUAAUUGAGAGAGGGAAGGAGGAACUGGUGCAAAUGCUCCUGGAGAAUGGAGCCGAUGUCACCGCGAAGGACAACGAUGGAUGGACAGCGCUGCACUUGGCGGUCGCGUUAGGGCACGAGGGGGUGGUGCGAGUGCUCCUGGAGAAUGGAGCCGACGUUACCGCGAAGCAUAACGAUGGAUGGACAGCGCUGCACUUGGCGGCCAUGGUAGGGCACGAUGGGGUGGUGCGAGCGUUCCUGGAGAAUGGAGCCGAUGUCACCGCCAAGGACGACGACGGACGCACGGCACUGCGCUUCGCGGCCGCGACUGGGCACGAGGGGGUGGUGCGAGAGCUCCUGGAGAAUGGAGCCGAUGUCACCGCCAAGAGCAACGACGGACUGACAGCGCUGCAGGGUGCGGCUAGGAUAGGACAUAAGGAGGUAGUACAAGUGCUUCUAGAGAAUGGAGCCGACGUCGCCGCGAAGGACAACGACGAAUGGACAGCGCUGCACUUGGCGGCCAUGGUAGGGCACGAGGGGGUGGUGCAAGUGCUCCUGAAGAAUGGAGCCGAUGUCACCGCGAAGGACGACGACGGACGCACGGCACUGCAAUCGGCGGCCAUGUUUGGACACGAGGGGGUGCUGCGAAUGCUCCUGGAGAACCGAGCCGAUGUCGACGCGAAGAGCCACCACGGAUGGACAGCGCUGCACUGGGCGGCCGCGACUGGGCACAUCAUGGCGGUGCGAGUGCUCCUGGAGAAUGAAGCUAAUGUUGCCACGAAGGAUAAUACCGGAUGGACAGCCCUAUGUCUAACUCCUGCGAAUGAUCAGGAGGGUAUACGGCGGCUGUUAAGGGGUGUGACUGAUGCAGGAGACCGGGAGUUAGUUCCCGACCAGGAGCAAGGGCCAUUGUUGAAUCAGCAAGAUGCCACCCAAGGCGAUGGCAUUUGUCAACUGGCAGCGAAGGAUGUAGCACAACAACUGUUAAGAAGGGUGGCCAACUCCACUAGGAAAAUGGGCACAACCAUAGAACUGACGGAGUUGCUGAUCCAUGCAGCUCUAACUGCGAACGAGGCGUGGGUGCGAGCACUCCUGGAGCUAGGAGCCGAUGUCACCGGGAAGGACGACGACGAAGAGACGGCGUUGCAUGUUGCAGCUAGGAUGGGACAUGAGGUGGUUGUGCGAGUGCUUCUAGAGAAUGGAGCCGAUGUCUCCGCGAAGAGCAACGAUGGACGCACGGCGUUGCACAUAGCAGCUAAGUAUGGAUAUGAGGGGGUGUUGCGAGUGCUUCUUGAGAAUGGAGCCGGUGUCUCCGCGAAGAGCAACGAUAGACGCACGGCGUUGCAUAUAGCAGCUACGUAUGGAUAUGAGGGGGCGGUGCGAGUGCUUCUAGAGAAUGGAGCAGACGUUGCCGAGACGUGCGCCAAAGGACAGACUGCGCUACACCUAUCGGCCAGCAAUGGACGCGAAGGGGUGACGCGAGUGCUUCUGGAGAAGGGAGCCAACGUCGCCAUGAAGGACGACGACGGAGAGACGGCGCGGUCCUUGGCAGUCUUCGGAGGGUAUAAAGCGCUGGAGCGGCUGCUAGACCAACCACAAAGAUAG
Pochonia chlamydosporia 170 is the source of this 4356-nucleotide messenger RNA. RefSeq names its product ankyrin repeat domain-containing protein. Gene Ontology annotation, cellular component: nucleus; cytoplasm. Gene Ontology annotation, biological process: proteolysis. The coding region runs from base 1 to 4356 and encodes 1451 amino acids. Gene Ontology annotation, molecular function: protein binding; aspartic-type endopeptidase activity. The record is from RefSeq and is a predicted model, not a curated record. The transcript has 3 exons. Lineage: Eukaryota; Fungi; Ascomycota; Sordariomycetes; Hypocreales; Clavicipitaceae.